This is a messenger RNA of Hippocampus comes (tiger tail seahorse), 1033 nucleotides long. RefSeq lists its product as uncharacterized. The coding region runs from base 178 to 900 and encodes 240 amino acids. The transcript has 5 exons. Lineage: Eukaryota; Metazoa; Chordata; Actinopteri; Syngnathiformes; Syngnathidae. The record is from RefSeq and is a predicted model, not a curated record.
CAGCAAUGUCAAGAUUGGUAUUUCCAAUUAACUUAAUGUUAUUGUCAUUGAUAAAACGCUGGGUAAGGGUAUAAGUGACCUCAAACGUAGGAACAGUACAUACCCUUGUGCUUUUAUUUUUAAAAUGAUUUACAUAUAAAAUGAUGCUCAUGUUUGAUUUUUCUUUUUUUCUGGGGGAUGGGUAUUUAUUUUCCAGGGAUCCCAAGUCAUGAUCUGCAAGGGACAAACUCCCCCGAGUGUUAUGCACAACUUUCAUGGAGUCUCGCAGAGUUUAAUAAUUACAUUUGUCAAAGCUUCCCAUCAGUUAGCCUAAAUGUUAUUGGAUUUCAUCUCGCAAGAGCUGAUAAGUCAAGGCGUCUGACUAGAAUUCAGGCAAACACUUUAAAGGACCUCAAAACAGCAGUUGGCAGAAGCAGAUUAUAUAUUCUUCCCCAGACCAAUAUUACACUGCCGUUAGAGAUCGCUGAAUUUGAAAAUACUCACGCUGUACCAGAGACAUCCCAGCCAACUGAACACGAGAGCCUUCCCCAGUAUUUUUCUCCUCCACUAUCCACAACACUGAUGGCUUCACCUACUGCUACCUCAACAGCCACCAGACCUGAGGUCUCACCCAGUACUCAAUCUCGACCCCCUGCAUCAUCAGCUUUGUCUUCAUCGAUGAACAAUGAUGGAAGCUCAGCAAGCACAGGCUUGGACUCUUGUCAAGAGCCAAGCUUAGAGUCAAGUUUGGAUUCUGCACAGUGGCUCAAUGCAGGGACCCCAGAGGUAUUUUACAGAGUGACAUGCUUGGAAUCAACGAACAGGUAUUUUCUAGGUUUAGAAACAUGUACCAUAUGUGACACGGAAUUCUAUUCAAUUUCUGUUCUGUCCUCAGCACUUGUGCUGUGCCCUGUAUAUUGACAGAUAGUUAAACAGCCCUUUCUUAUUAACACUCUGGAGAAAGUUUUGUCCUUUAUGAAGGUUUGAAUAUAAGAAGCUUUUUCUCCAGCAAAACUCUAUGGAAAAUACAGAAAGCAAAUAAAUGAUUUGUCAC